CUUGUCAGUCCAACACUAUAGAAGACGGCGGACUCGAAGCACUCUCAAGCCAGCUGCUGCCAUGGAUGAGGACAGGGCCAAGUUGUACGCCGGGAAGAACCAAAGCUGGAAGAAGCUCUUUUGGGAUGGGGACACCAAGGAAUUGCUGGGAAGAACUGGCUCUUCGUGGUGCAAAAUUGGAGUAUUCUAUGUGAUCUUUUACGCAUGCCUGGCUGGCUUCUUUGCUGUUAUGCUGACUGUCUUCUACCAAACCCUUGAUACUAACCAUAUGCCAAAGUACACUCCAGGUGAUGGUAGCUCUCUUCUCAGGAACCCUGCUAUGGGCUUUAGACCUUUACCAAGAGCAGAAAACAUUGAGUCAACUCUAAUUUGGUACAAGAAUGGAGAUAAUGAUGAUAUCAAGCAUUGGGUUGAAGCCCUCAACAGUUUCAUUAAACCAUACGAAGGUGCUGAUGGUAGCUUGUCUGGACAGCAUCUGAUCGACUGCGAUGAAAACAAGCUCCCAGGAGAAGAUGAAGUCUGCCGUUUCCAGGACGUCUGGCUUACUGAUAAGUGCACAAAGGCUGAACACUGGGGCUAUAAUAGAGAAUCUCCCUGCAUUAUUCUCAAAUUGAACAGGAUGAUCAAUUGGGUCCCAGAAGUUUACGAAACCGUAGAAGAACUGCCAGAAGAGAUGCCAGAGAGCUUGAAGCAACACAUCCAGAAUCGUAUCGAUGAUAACAAUGGUGUUAUGCCCAAGAUGAUUUGGGUGUCAUGCAAGGGAGAAAAUCCAGCUGAUGAAGAAUAUAUUGGACCCCUCACAUACUCUCCAUGGCAAGGCUUCCCUGCCUAUUACUUCCCCUUCAGAAACACUCCAGGAUAUCUUCCUCCCCUUGUGGCUGUUCAGUUUAACCAACCACAAUCCAACGUUCUCAUCAAUGUUGAAUGCCGUGCGUGGGCAAAGAACAUCAACCACGACCGUCAGAACCGCCUCGGUCUUGUUCACUUUGAGCUUCUCAAGGAUUAAAAAUAAGAUGCUCAAAACAAAAUACUUUCAAAAUAUUGUAUUUAAUGUAAUGGUCUAAAGACUGCAUUUGAAACUUAGUGUUUGAAAGAAAUUAGUGUAAUACAAAAGAUUAGUCUAACUUGCAAUGUAGAUGGAUGGCUGUUAAAUUCCUGUUUUAAGAAAAAAAUUUGGAUGCAAAUGUAACUAACCUGGCUGCUGUUCUUUGAAGAUUUUAAGCAAGUCCUCAAAAGGUUUGGAUAUAUUUAUAUUUAUGUUCGUUGUUAUGAUGUCACCACUGAGGACAAGCUUUUUCCCUCAAAUGUUUAUCAAAAAAGUUGAAUAUUCAAGUGCACUGACUCGUGUAAAAUGUCACUUUUGUGUACAUGUGUGCUAAUAGUGUAAAUGUUGAGCUAUCCUUGCGAGUGUGCAGUUCGUAGAGGAAUAUUAGUCCUGUUGAUUUCUGUUUUAAUGUAAAUAGCCUUGUAUGCAGAAUAUAUAUUUCAGUGUAUUGGUAAAGUAAUCCUUUAUUGGCACACUGACAAUCAGAGAUUUUGUUGGUAUUUUUUUUUAUCAAGUAAUUUUUAUCAAACAAACCAUGAAUCAUGGAAGUAUUUGGUAAUGAAUUUGUGAUUGUCAGUAUGCCAAGGCAGAAUCACUAAUUAGAAAUGGGGUCCAUCAUGGAGGAAAGAUUAAUUUUCUGGAGGUCUAUUGUUGAGCAAUAAAAAUAACUAAUUAAAAUAUAUAAAUA
Molecule: messenger RNA, 1733 nt
Organism: Macrobrachium nipponense
Lineage: Eukaryota; Metazoa; Arthropoda; Malacostraca; Decapoda; Palaemonidae
Gene: nrv3
Product: sodium/potassium-transporting ATPase subunit beta-like
Exons: 7
Coding region: 62-1006 (314 amino acids)
Biological process (GO): potassium ion import across plasma membrane; intracellular sodium ion homeostasis; intracellular potassium ion homeostasis
Cellular component (GO): sodium:potassium-exchanging ATPase complex
Molecular function (GO): ATPase activator activity
Source: RefSeq, a predicted model, not a curated record